AUGAAAGCAAUGCAGAUUACCGAGUACGGCGGCCCUGAGGUGCUGAAGUACGUCGACGUGCCAGACCCCGUCGCGGCAGACGGUCAGGCCGUCGUCGACAUUCAGGCAGUCGGCGUGAAUUUCACCGACAUAUACAGCCGCCAGGGCGUGAAUCCUCCCGGCCUCCCAUGGGUGGCCGGCGUCGAAGCAGCCGGUGUCGUCAGGUCAGUCGGGUCUGGUGUGUCCAACGUUUCCGUCGGCGAUGAAGUCGCCUACUGCAGUUUCCCGGGAUCCUAUGCCGAGCGGGCGGCCGUACCCGCCUGGCGUCUGAUCAAAAUGCCCGACGGCCUCUCGGUCCAGGACGGCGCAGCGGCCAUGCUGCAGGGCAUGACGGCGCAUUACCUGUGCCAUGACACCUAUCGGGUUCAGCCCGGCGACCGUGUGCUGGUUCAUUCUGGCGCGGGCGGUGUCGGCCUCCUUCUCAUUCAAAUGUGCAAAAAAUUGGGCGCCUACGUCUACUCCACCGUAUCAACCGAGGCUAAAGCUGAAUUGGCCCGCGGCGCCGGCGCCGACAACGUCAUCCUAUACACCCAGCAGGACUUUGCCGCUGAGAUAGCGAAGGCAACCGAUGGCCCCGGUUUGCAAGCUGUAUUCGACGCCGUUGGCAAGGACACCUUCGAUCAGAGCGUGGCCAGCCUGGCGCCCCGCGGUUAUAUGGUUCUUUACGGACAGGCCAGCGGCCCCGUGCCACCGGUCGACGCCCGAGUCCUCGGCAACGGUUCCAAGUACCUCACCAGGCCCGGCCUCGGUGAUUACACCGCCAACCGCGAGGAACUUGAGAAGCGGGCCGGAGCCGUUCUCGGAUGGGUCAAAUCAGGCGAGCUUAAAUUGCGCGUGGAGCAUAGCUUCGCUUUGUCCGACGCGGCCGAAGCUCACCGCCAACUGGCUUCCCGCGCCACCACCGGCAAGGUAAUCCUUACUCCCUGA
Messenger RNA from Geodia barretti, 966 nucleotides. The record is from the annotation of a GenBank genome assembly. Lineage: Eukaryota; Metazoa; Porifera; Demospongiae; Tetractinellida; Geodiidae.